AUGUCCUCCGCCCUUUCCAUCGACACCGGCGACGUCGCGACGAGUGGGAAGCCGUGUACGCGCUGCAAGAAGGUUAUAUCAUCAUGGGAGCGCUUUAAACAGUGUCACCAUUGCCGAGAACUCAGGCGACAGCAAGACGCGAGACGCGCUGAAAGACGGAUGCAACGCGACGAUGGCUCGGCCAUGGACGUGGAUAACGACAUGAGGCGGAAGGAGAACGUUGACCCCGUGCGAAAGCCCGCAGUGGCGUUGAAAGAUUUGCAGGGUGAGGAGAAGGAACGCGCGUUAGCGAUGAUGAAGAACCGUAUCAAGAGCACCAUUUCGGUGCCUUUUCCGCCUCCUCGAGUAGAAUCUACGAUCCCUCGAUACCGAGAGUAUCAAUCCGCCACCCAACUCUACGCAGCCCUCAAAUCAUCCAUCCUCGUCUCUCCAUCCAACCUCAAAUUCCGAGCCACACAUUCCAUAGUCGCAUCGAUCAUCAUCGACAACGCCCUCCGCGCCGAGCUCGUCGCCAAGGACCUGCGCAAAAUUGCUGGCCUUUCUUUUGCACACCGUACACCCCUGCCACGCCAUUCCUCGUCCACCAACACCCGCCAACUUGAAUUUCUGUGCACCUGCCUCGGCUAUAUCACCGCUCCCGAAAACAAGCUGAAGAGCCAAACAGGUCUCAAGGAUUGGAUCCAACUCAAGUCGUCUCGACCUUCGUCGGCGGUAAACGAAGAAACUCUGAUCAGGAAGGAAUGCAGUGGAACUGUGUUGAUUACGGUGGAAGACGACCGCUCGCAUCCGCUUGGAUUGUUGGGCCAGAGAAUCGCAGUUAGAGUGAAGCAUGUUGAGGGCAAAUGA
Laccaria bicolor S238N-H82 is the source of this 846-nucleotide messenger RNA. RefSeq lists its product as uncharacterized. The record is from RefSeq and is a predicted model, not a curated record. NCBI's taxonomy places the organism in Eukaryota, Fungi, Basidiomycota, Agaricomycetes, Agaricales, Hydnangiaceae. Bases 1 to 846 code for a protein of 281 amino acids. The transcript is spliced from 3 exons.